Molecule: messenger RNA, 2004 nt
Organism: Didymodactylos carnosus
Lineage: Eukaryota; Metazoa; Rotifera; Eurotatoria; Philodinida; Philodinidae
Source: the annotation of a GenBank genome assembly
AUGGCGUUGCAUAAAUUAUCGAAAACUUAUCAAAAAUCAUUACGUUGUGAUUAUUUGGGAUGCACAGCAGCUGUUGCUUUGAUCAAUGAACAAUUUAUACGUGAAGCCAUUGAAUUUGUUCGCCAAGCAAAAUCGACACAUGGUACUGUUAAAACAGUUAUUUAUACGUCGAAUGAAGGUGUAAGAAUUCUUUAUGAAAAUGAGCAAAAGUAUACGACACUUGUACCGAACACAAUGGUGGCCGGUUGUGCUAUUGGAAAACAUCCUUUCAAUGAUACAGUGGGGUGUGUCUAUAUUAGUCCAUUAUCCGGUUAUCAUUAUCCUGCAUUCGUUCAUGUUUAUCGUUGUGAAUCAAAUAGAAUUGCUCAAAAACUUUUAUUACGAUUAAAGCAAUAUAUAUCUAAUAGUGUUCAUCGUAAUCGUGUUUUAACGCUAGAAAAACGUUUACUAAAAUUAAAUUUAUUGAAUACCGAUCGGCUUAUCACAGCAUCAUCAAAUGAUACAACAAUACUAUCGCAAGACUUAUUUAAUAAUCAAACAGAAACAAGCAAUACCACUUCUAAUCAUUAUAAUAGAAGUAAUAAUAGUGGUAGUAACAGUUAUCGUGUGGAAACAGAGAAUAAUAAUAAUGAAAAUAAUCCAAUUAAAUCCAUAACUGAAGAAUUCCAAAAGAAAAUUGAUAAAAACCAACCAAUUCUAUUUCCACCAAAAGAUUAUGAUACAAUGAGACGUGUGCAUGGACAUAUUGAAAGAGCCGAUGAAUGGAGAAGUAGAGAACCUACAAUCGUUGGUUUUUCUUCAAUAAAUAGCGACGAAAAUCGUGUUCAACGACAAAUUGAGCCUCUGAAUAGUAACAAAAUGAUGGUUAAUGAUAAUAAUAAUCAAAAACAAUCAUUUCAAAAUGAACCAAGAACUAAUGGACGUUCAUUAUCAAGUAUUAGUAGUACAAAUUCAACUGGUGAUCGACAACGAUCAUUAACUCAAAGAAGUGAUUUAACGGCAGAUCCGGUUGAAACAGUUAGUUUAGCAUUCGAUUUUUUAAAAGAUGAAACAGGUUCAAUUUUUUCAGAUGGUGAUUUAGAAAACGAACCUAUCACCAACAAUAUUAACAAUCGACCAGUGUUUCGCUUUCGACCACCGGAUAUCACUUCUACGAACAAGAAAUUAUCUAUUGGUCGUGGUCAAGCAAGUUUCAAUGUGGUUCCAGAACAUGAAAAUAAUGUCGGUAGUACGGAUGAUUUAAAAGCGUCAGCAACUGAAUUUUCAGCUUAUCAUCGUGAUAGUAAUAACGGUAGAAAUGCUCAUGCUCAGGUCGAUGAACAAUAUCGACGACAACCACCACCAAAUGUAUCAAAGUCUACCACUGCACAAAGUAAUUCACCUGCUCGUGCCAAAUCGGAGACACGUUUGCAUCAACAGCAAAUAAAUGGACAGCAGCAACAACGUUCAAAUGGUCUGAUAGGUCCACGAUAUGAGAAUCGUGUAGUGCAUACUGGUCAACCAUCUAGUAUGAAUCCAGUGUGGACGGGACCAACACCACAAUCAAACAUUGCGUUGUUGUCCACAUCAUCGUCGAAUAUGAUUCAACAAAAUACAAAUAAUAUCCAUGAAUUAAGUUCAUCAUCGGAGAGACGAAACCCGGAUAUGCCUGUGCAUCCACUUUAUUCGAGUUAUCCACAAAGCGGGUAUAAAGCAUCUGUUAUAGACGAUUAUUCCAGCGGACGAUUAUCAAAAGGAAACGUUGUUGAUAACAACAACAAUAACCACUUAAACAGACACGUAACAAACGGAAACGGCAUUAAUAGUAAAAAACAAGCAACAUCAUCACAAUUACGUACAGCCGCCCAAUUUCCUACGAAUGAAUUUAUAUUAAAAUCUUCAAAUGGAAAUCUAUUAAGAAAUCAUGUAACACCAAUAACAAGAGAAUAUCGACCACAUUCACUAGUGGUAGAUCCAACGAUUUAUAAUUUAUCACCACAAAAUCCACUUGAUGUUUAUUAUUAA